CAGUCACCGCUCUCUUUUUCAUUUACAGAGAUAGCCCUAACUUAGUCACUCUCUCUCACACACACUCCAGUUCAAAGUUCAAAAAAUGGCUCCUCCACAGAAGCUCUUUCUCGCCGCCAUUGUCGCUGCCGUCAUUGUAGCCGCCACCACCGGAUAUGCACCUAAUAGUGCUGCGGAAGAUAUUGUGCAUUCCUCAUGCGUGCACGCGAGCUAUCCAUCGCUAUGCGUCCGUACACUCUCUACCUACUCCGGUCCAACCAUCACAAACCGUCGCGAGCUAGCUCAAGCCGCCGUCAAGAUAAGCCUCUCCCACGCUCGAGCAGCUGCUAAGAAACUCGCGGCUGUGAGAGAAACCGUGGGGAAGAAACGGGUGAAAGCGGCGGUUGUGGACUGCGUGGAGAUGAUUGGAGACUCGGUGGACGAGCUGCGCCGCACGCUAGGCGUUUUAAAGCAUCUCCACGUUUCGGGCGUUUCGGCGAACGAGUUCAGGUGGCAGAUGAGCAACGCGCAGACGUGGGCUAGUGCGGCGUUGACGGAUGACGACACGUGUCUCGAUGGGUUUAAAGGGGUCGAGGGUAAGGUUAAAACGGAGGUGAAGCAGUGGAUGACGAAAGUGGCGAGGGUUACGAGCAACGCGCUUUACAUGAUCAACCAGCUAGAUGAAUCACGUGGCUAGCCCCACGUAGUACGUUCUUGAUGUUAUGAUGUGCUUGUCCUAGUGGACAGUUAUGAUUUGGUGUUAGUUUUUUUCGUGUUUGCUUAAUUGCGAGUUAUCUACUAUUUAAAGAUGAGAGGCAUUGUCCUUUUAAGUAGUUCUGAUAAUGAUAUACUAAAUAAAUGGUUUCUCUCUUUUUUCGGACGGUAUGUCAUUGUA
Brassica oleracea var. oleracea is the source of this 874-nucleotide messenger RNA. Its product is annotated as 21 kDa protein-like. The record is from RefSeq and is a predicted model, not a curated record. The transcript has a single exon. Gene Ontology annotation, biological process: negative regulation of catalytic activity. Bases 86 to 676 code for a protein of 196 amino acids. NCBI's taxonomy places the organism in Eukaryota, Viridiplantae, Streptophyta, Magnoliopsida, Brassicales, Brassicaceae. Gene Ontology annotation, molecular function: enzyme inhibitor activity.